This is a messenger RNA of Pseudomyrmex gracilis, 2955 nucleotides long. RefSeq names its product inositol-trisphosphate 3-kinase homolog (gene IP3K1). Gene Ontology annotation, biological process: inositol phosphate biosynthetic process. Gene Ontology annotation, molecular function: inositol-1,4,5-trisphosphate 3-kinase activity; inositol tetrakisphosphate kinase activity. Gene Ontology annotation, cellular component: nucleus; cytoplasm. The transcript has 5 exons. The record is from RefSeq and is a predicted model, not a curated record. Lineage: Eukaryota; Metazoa; Arthropoda; Insecta; Hymenoptera; Formicidae. Bases 1208 to 2473 code for a protein of 421 amino acids.
UUUUUAGUCUGCUAGUAGACUAAAUUGUUUUUCUUAUCUUUUGUAGUUUAAUGUUAUUGCAACUAACGCUGUCAUGUACAAAACGUAUCUUCCUUUUAUUUAAGAAAGAAAAAGAUUUAGAUACAAAAGAGAGCCGUUCGAUUCCGCUGAAUAAAAAACAAGAUUACAAAACUGAAUUUGACAAAACAAAACUUUCUUGUCGAAAUCCGAUGAUACUUAAGAUACACGUCUACGCAUACUUUCUCGACGCAAGGACAAGCGAGCACAUCCGCCGCCAAGUUGUGGAUGCAGAAAAAAAAAAAAAGAGUUUAGCUCAAUUACACAUCCUGCAGUUUCCUUCUAGUCGCGCGCUAGAGCACCUUGCUUUUCCGUACAUACGUACGUACGACGACGUAUACUGAUCGGCGUUUCGCGGAGGAGGGAGAGUCUUCGAUAAAACACAUUCGCGUUCUCUCGGUCGCUUCAGUGUUGCUUUACGGUGUUCACGAGUACGGGCGGCGAACGCAUCGCGCGGUGACGUUGGCGGAGCGAAGCGUCGGUCGUCUCGAAAAUUAUAGCAGUCGUCGAGUAGAACACACGGUCGCUAGGAGAAACGGUAACGCGUGUGUGUGUACGUGUGAGGAGAGAAGGGAAGUAAGCGCGGUGAAAGAUAGACCCACCUCGAAGAGGGAGCGACGAUGGGCAGCGCUGCGGAAACUAGACGAAGCAAACGGGACGGGACGAAGAAAACGCCGUGAACACGACGGAGACGAGACGAGAAACGCCAGCGACAAACGGCCAAUCGAAAUCCUUUCUCACGUGCGGUUUCUCAGUUUGGCAGUUGCUCCGAUUGCGCGGCAUACGCGAACGUUUCAACCGGCUUCGCUUUACUGGCUGGCGCUGCCAGAUGGAGGUUAGGUGGUUCGUCAGUCGGUGAUAACAGUGUAUCCCAGCGGCGGCGGCGGAUGGUCUCAUAAGACUUGAGAGAAAAUAAUUCAGUGUGUGUUUGCCAUUCAGUGUGUGUGUGUGUACGCGUCACGUUAUUCGCGAGUGUCCGACUUGCUCGUUAACGCAUAUUGUGCGUGCGCACAUUCACGUGCCGACGGUGUGCUGUUCGUUUUUGCCUCCACACACAAAUAAAUAAUGUCAAGCAGUGUGUGCCACGCGCCCUUACCAGCACGAAUGGAAGCGUUCACCACGAGGCUCUGCCUGCGUGCGGUCGAUCAGUAUGAGCGGCUUCUGCAAACUCAUUUCAACAAGGCUUCUCUGGUUGCAGCCGUCGAGCAAGGAGCAAACGCGAUUGAGCAAUCAUGAUUCGACGGGUAGCAAGGAUCAUCGUCGGCAGAAGGAUGGGUCUAGCAGCAGCAGCAGCAGCAACAGCAGCAGCGGCGGCAACAACAGCAGCACCUACAGCGCCUUCCGUCAUUGGCGACGGAGCACCUCGAUGGGCUCCCAUCGUUCCAACAGCACUGGCUCCAGAUCGUCAUCCAAUCCGCUCGCUAAACUGCCCAAUGACCCAGCCACUCUUCGCAAGAUGGAACAUUUUCCCUUCGUUCUAUCCGACACCACGAUGCCUGAUGAAGAUCUCUCCCUAAAAUUCCUUGCUCUGAACGCUCUGGACCUCACAGCACCGGCUAGCGAUGUGCUUCUGAAGAACCGACUGAAGUCUUGGUUCCAAUUGUCAGGUCAUCCGGAUGGUUUUGCGCCCGCCGGACCUGGUACCGUCUGGAAAAGAAGAACAGGCGGUAUUGAGAACACAGAGCGUGUGGUUUACGAGACGUUGAGCAAGGAUAAAGCGCUGCGAGAUUGUAUUCCAAGAUACUAUCGGGAAGUCGAAUACAAAGGCGACACGUUCAUCGAGUUGCAAGAUCUGCUGUUUGGUUUUACCGAUCCUCACGUAAUGGAUAUCAAGAUGGGCACGCGUACCUUUCUUGAAUCCGAAGUGUCUAAGACUACCGCCCGGCCGGAUCUGUAUCAAAAAAUGAUAGCCGUCGAUCCGGAAGCGCCGACUCAGCUCGAACACGAGCAACGCGCCGUGACGAAGUUACGAUACAUGCAGUUCCGCGAGCAGCAGAGCUCGACCUGCAGCCACGGUUUCCGCAUCGAGGCGAUGAAGCUGCCGGGUUCGCCACCAAUUACCGAUCUCAAAAAGGUCAAGUCACACUCGGAAGUGCUCAAUACCAUCAGGCAGUUUCUCGGUAAACGCGAGGACACUCGAAAGAAAAUUCUUACGCGCCUUAGAAGUCUGCGAACCAAGAUAGAGGAGUCGAAAUAUUUCCAGACUCAUGAGGUCAUCGGCAGUAGUAUUUUCAUGAUUUACGACAACGAAAAAGUGGGCGUUUGGCUGAUAGACUUUGCAAAAACACGCGAGGUGCCGGACGGAUUGAAGCUGACGCAUAGGCGCCCUUGGGAAGAAGGCAAUCACGAAGAAGGUUUUCUGUUUGGAUUGGACAACUUGAUUUCGGCCAUCGAAGAGGUUCGCCUUUUCUCGUAAAUAUUUCCGAUGUUUACAUGAAACAUCGACGUUAUCGAAACAGUUACAGAACAGAGUUUAAAAACUUCCUUAGCACUAUAAAAGGAACAUUUGUUCCAUAUGUAACAAGUAAAACAAAACUAUGUGUGUAUUUCAUCACAUUUUUGUGUAAUAAUUUCCAUUUAGAUGUAAUAAGCGAGUAUCAGUAUCGAAAGCAGAAAACUCUAUUAUAGAAUUAUAUAAUUAAGAAUUAUAUCAACGCCGAAAAAUAGAUAUAUAUCCAUACUUUUGCUCAUCUUCUGAUUCUGUCGCGAGUUUCUGACACCUUCGUUGUCUUUAUUUAUCUCUCAUUGAUAUUUAACAUGGAAGACUGUUUUUCUAUUGCAUUUUGCGCGCAUUUUUAUAAAAGACGCAUCUUUAAAAAGACAAAAACCUCCAAACGCAUUACUCUGUGUACAAAAUGCGUAAUGUACAAAAAAGUAGCUUUUAAAAUAGCCAAUAAA